UGCUGCUUUAAAAAUCACAGAUCCGAAUUGCGAGUUACUAUGUAGUAUAUUUACUUUCUUUCACGACGGUGUGGAAUUUAUUAUUAAAUUACUGAAACCAUGUAAUUACAAAUACAAAUAUAUGCGAAAGAUCGAAAGUUGGAAUAUAAGCAGUAUCCUGGCUUGACUUUUAAGACGUAUCAUAAUACUCUACCGACUGUCGAGGUUAAUAGAUAUUUUCAGCUGUUAACUUGCUAUUUUUAAAUUGGAAUUAGCAAACAUGUUGGAACCAUGGAAUAAUAAAACUGUUUUGCCUCCUCCAAUGAAUACAUUUUUAUGCAAUAAUAAGAAAGAUAUAAGAGACCUUAGACUUAACACUAACAACAUCAUUCAAGUGUUAUCUAAACAAUCACCUUUACAUCAAGAAAGUGCCUUGUUUUCCCGCUUCUUAUAUAAAUUUGAUAAAAAAUUUCGCAAUGAUAUAGGUUAUCGUAACUUUAAAAAAGUAAAUACUGCGCUUAAAAAGUAUUUAACUCUGAAUCUUUUAAAAGACCUCCAAAGAUUUGCGUCUCUAUUACCUAACAAAGAUGAUGAACUUUAUCUUCCUACAAGACAGAUGAUGGAGUAUGUUUUAGUUAGAAUCAUGUCAUUUUCUAAACUGAUGUUAAGAAUAGUUAUAUGUGCUAAGCAGGCUGCUAUUUUUUAUUUAGAUAGAAUAAAAAGAGGUGAAAGCCAUUGGAUGUGUCUCAUGCCAUAUGCUUUACUUAGUCGUAUCUGGUCCAUGGCACAAGUACUACUGCAGCACUCGUGCAAUUGGUAUAACCAAUUUCAUCCUCUUUUAGAGAUACUGCAACCCAAGGGUUUGAAUUUUUUACCACUAGAGUACAAAAUGCCAGAUGAUUUGGAAGAAUGGUGUGAUUUAAAGAACUUGAAUGAAUAUGGCAAUUUUGAAUGGACACAUAAAGUAAAAAUAAAAAUGGAACCAAUGAUACUUAAUGACUUGGAUGGUAACCUUUGUGAUAGUAUUUUUGAGUUUGUAAAUAAGAUAAAUGAAAACAUGGAAGUUCCAGAGGAAGUUAAUUCAACUAUUACUACCAUAAAAGAAACAUUAAAUGAAACAAAUCCCUAUUUUCAUGAUGAUAUAGGUGUACCUGUAUCACGGCAAAAUCUCCAAACUAAUAAUAAUAUUGUCUCUAAAAUAUCGAAAGGAAUUCAAGAUAAAUCACAGGUCAAAGAAAGCUUUAAGGCAGAAGAUAUAAGUGUAGUUGUAGAUAGGAGAGAAUCGAAUGUUAUUACUUAUAUACAUUCAAUUGACAAUAUAAGUAACAACAGUGGUUUAAAAAUUUUUAUUGACAUCGAGGAAGUAUAUAGAAAUAAAAAUGAGGACAAAGCUCUAACUGGACACCUAUCAGUAAUGCAGUGGCUUACAUUAAAAGCAUCAUUAUUAAAACUAACAGUGGAUGGAUGUUUACCUAGAAAGCUCAAUAGAAAAAUACAAAAUAUAUGGCGAGAAAAAUGUCUUUACUAUAAAUAAAAUACU
Molecule: messenger RNA, 1519 nt
Organism: Pieris brassicae (large cabbage white)
Lineage: Eukaryota; Metazoa; Arthropoda; Insecta; Lepidoptera; Pieridae
Exons: 2
Coding region: 260-1513 (417 amino acids)
Biological process (GO): positive regulation of Notch signaling pathway
Cellular component (GO): nucleus
Source: RefSeq, a predicted model, not a curated record